AUGACUUCAACCGAGAGAACAACUCCUACGCCCAUGGCAGAUUCAUCGCCAUACUACGACCUCGUAUGCGUCGGCUUUGGCGCAGCGCAAUUGGCAACAGCCAUUGCCAACCGCGAAUCCAGCAAACCUUCGAAGAUGCUCUUUGUUGAGAAGAAGACCUCCUUCUCAUGGGCAUCAGAUUCGCAAAUGUCGAGAACACGGAUGGAAAGCCCAUUCAUGUACGAUCUCGCAACACUCCGCAACCCAAGGACUGCUUUCAGCUAUGUCAACUAUCUGCUUGCUCGCAAGCGCCUCAUCGAGUUUGCAAACUCAGACCGACUCAACCCUCUGCGAGAAGAGUUCGAGGACUAUAUGAGGUGGUGCGCUGAGCACUUCAAAGAUGAGGUACGCUAUGGCAGCGAGGUUGUUGGCGUAGCUCCAGAGGUAGAUUCGGAUGCUGUACAAAGCUGGAAAGUGGCUGUCAAAGACAGCGCCGGCAAGACGCAUGUAGUGCGAGCACGAAGCAUAGUCGCUCCCUCACCAUCAAGAAUGAGCAGUCCAGCUGCGGAGCCGUUGCCCACCGUCGACUUCUUGUCUGGACAGCGAAUAAUAUCGAUGCACAACUACCCCAGCAGGCGGAACGAAUUGCGAGGUGCAAACGAGCGACCAUUGAACAUUUCCCUCGUCGGAUCCGGCGAAAAGACUACGGAGAUUCUCGACGAUUUGUUGUCGUGCCCCCGCCUGGGCAACAUUACAGUCGUUACAGAAGACGAGUCGUUGGCGCCAUUGACGGUUCUCAACGACAGCAAGCCAUCGCAACCCCAACUCUGCUCCAUUUGGGCGAAGCCAACCAGCAAUCAGACAGCUUCUGUGACAGAAGCCUCAGAGCUCGUCCAGAAGAUCUAUGACCGCGCGUACGAGAAGCAAGUCCGAUCCAAGGGCGAGUACAGACUACGCGUCAUCAUUGGAAAAGAUGCCGCUGGCGCGUGCUCACAGUCCGACUUCAUCAUUAGGGAUACGACAACAAACCCGCUCUCCAACACCGCACUAUUCCAGAGCAUCGACACGCUCAUCUUAGGCUGUCGGCCAAAGGGAGAUAGCCUGGAGGAAGUGCAAUUCAAGCGUGGCGCUGUCGCUGAGGGCUGCCGCUUGUGGCUGGUGUCCUCAAAGUCUAAUGGAGGACGUGCGUUAGCCAAGGACAUCGCCUUGAUGGCAGGUGAGAUCGUGCGCAAGGUAUCGACAGGGUCUGAUGCUGUACGGGAUGGCGCCGGACUACAAGUCCAGGCUAGGAUAUAG
Messenger RNA from Alternaria arborescens, 1275 nucleotides. RefSeq lists its product as hypothetical. The transcript has a single exon. Gene Ontology annotation, biological process: intracellular iron ion homeostasis. The record is from RefSeq and is a predicted model, not a curated record. Lineage: Eukaryota; Fungi; Ascomycota; Dothideomycetes; Pleosporales; Pleosporaceae. Bases 1 to 1275 code for a protein of 424 amino acids.